Molecule: messenger RNA, 1676 nt
Organism: Sinocyclocheilus rhinocerous
Lineage: Eukaryota; Metazoa; Chordata; Actinopteri; Cypriniformes; Cyprinidae
Product: proprotein convertase subtilisin/kexin type 5-like
Exons: 8
Coding region: 690-1430 (246 amino acids)
Source: RefSeq, a predicted model, not a curated record
GGAAAUGUUAGUUAUUUCUGAUGCUACAUACAUAAAUAUACUAAUAUAAUAAACAUGAACCACUGGAUUAUCUACCAACAAAGCAUUUGUUCACAACUGCUAAUACAAUUUAUGUCUACCUACACUAGAUGAAGUGGGAUAUUCUAGUUAAGCAUCUUUAUGUAGCUGAUGUGUUAUCUGUAUUUUUUUAUCAGGGGAAUAUUUAAGCAAACCUGAUCAAUGUGAACCGUGUUCCUCAACCUGCUCAAAGAGCACUGGACCUGAGAGUAAAGACUUCAUCAGCUGUGCUUCCACCAGGCUCUUUGAUAACGGGCAAUGUGUGAUCAGCUGUGACCCUGGGAAAUACAAGUGGGAGAGACGGUGUCAUCUUUGCCACCACACAUGCCUCGAAUGUACAGACGAGGGGCCUGACAAAUGUACUCGCUGUAGCAAAGGUUCGGAGUGGAGCGGUACCUCUUUGAAGGGGAGUGUCGUGAAACCUGUCCAGAGGGCUAUUCCCAUUCCUCGAAGGGAACAUGUGAUCCCUGCCCUCCAAAUUGCACUGUGUGUACUUCUACAGGCCACUGUCUCCACUGCACCCCCUCCUACUUCCCUAAAGACGGGAUGUGUGCCAAACUGGAGUGUGGACUGGGUGAAGCAGCUGACUCUGAUCAUGAAGACUGUGUAACCUGUGAGGAGGGCUGUCAACAAUGCCUCACUGUUACUUUGUGGACGCCUCCAGCGGAGCAUAUCAAGAGUGUGACCACACGUGUGAGGAAUGCUCAGGAAGCAGCCGUUUCUGUCUCAGCUGUAGAGAUGGAUACUUCCUGUUGAGAAAGUCUGGACAGUGUCUGCGUACAUGCCCAUCAAACUACUUCCCUCACACCUUAGACAGAGAUUGCCAAAGAUGCCACCCCACCUGUAAAACAUGCAAGGGCUCUGGUGAGAUCUCCUGUACAUCAUGUUAUGACCGUUUCAAAGUGUUUGGAGGAAUCUGCUCAUCUACGUGUCUAAUGGGGGAAUAUCCCAUCCGUGUGAAUAACACAUGUGCCCCAUGUGACCCGUCCUGUAAUGAAUGUAAAGGUCCGGAACCCUACAGCUGCACCUCGUGCCCUAUUCUACUGCGCCUCACAGAGGAUGGGAGGUGUCUUCCUCGCUGUGGAGAAAACACACGCACGCAUUCCUCAAGAUUUCCCUCGGAAUGCUGCCAGUGCCACACACUGAAUGAUGAAUGCAUUGUCGCACAGAGCUACAACGUCUUCAACAACGAUCCAGUGGCUUGGGUUUAUCCUGGCCUUUUUGUUUUCACUGUCAUAUUUGUGCAGGUGAGCUUGUGGCUUGCCAUUUUUCUCUUCCUGCAUUUUCGCCAGAAGAUCACCUUAAAGCUCACCGUCAAACCGAAUGGCUACACCAAAAUCGCAGACGACCCCUUCACCUCUGCGAACCUCUAAGCAAGCCAGGAGGAUGAGGACAUGGUGUGGGACGGGAUAGUGUAUCAAAAGUUUAAAUACAGCCUGUUGGAGGGAGAUGAGGAAGGGGAGGCGGUGGAGCUGGAAUAUGAUAAUAUUUAUACUCUCACAUAAAUUACAAAAAACCUGUUUAUUUUCUUUGAUAUAUGCAUAUCAAUACUUUAUUUAUUAUCAUUCUGACAUGCAGAAACCCACUAAUCUUCACCAAUCAACCAUUAAAGAAAUAGU